AACCAUAGAAACGAAUACACCUCGAUCCACAGUCCGGAUCCGUGCACCGUUGGCUGUUGGGUGUUUGCUUGCAAGAGCCUGAAAUAUACAGCUAUUCGUAUAAGUGCCCGCCAUAACAACCCUUCACCCAUCUCCGACAGCCCGACCACCAUCAGAGUUAGCCGGCAGCCAUGGCUGAAGAGGCAGGAGGCGGUGGAGAGGGUGGUACCGGGACUGCAGGGGAGACUACUGCGGCGGCAACUGGCGGCGAGGAGUCAGACCUAGGAUUCUACAACAGAAAGCUGCACAACUUUCCUCUCAUUAGAUAUUCUGACAUGAACGAGGAGAUGAGGCUGGAAGCUAUGGAGCUGUGUGUCACUGCAUGUGAGAAACAUGCCAGCAGCAAUGAGGGUGCAGCAAAGAUGAUAAAGGAGACGAUGGACAAGAAGUUUGGAGCCACGUGGCAUGCGGUGGUGGGGAUGGGGUUUGGUUUCGAGAUUGCCUACGACUGCAAGAACCUUCUCUACCUGUUCUUUGGCGGGAACACUGCCAUCUGUCUCUGGAAGUGUGCCUAGUAGCAUUUCCCACCACUCUAGAAUGAUAUACAUGUUAUGUACAUAUGUACAGUGUGCCGUAAAGAGCAAUUCCAUCACUUAGCGAGUCCAUCACAUUCAGUAUCACUUUACCACUGUACAACACAUAUACUUAUGCUUCAGUUGUGCACACAACAUUCCUCUUUCCUAUAUAUACACAUUAUGUUACAUGCAUUAGCACAUAAUAAUUAUGACUUUCUACAAAUUUGCGCAAUAUUUUUGGUAGGUUUUGUAAUAUUGAAUGCAGUGAUCAAAAAGCACAUACUACAUACAUAUAUUUAAUAUGCAGUGCAUGAAAAGAACAGCAACAUAACAACAAGAAUACUACAAAAUCACAUGAAAAUCACAUAGGCACCAUUCACACAGACAUCACCAACAGACAUAUUACAGGGGCACCUCACAUUAACACACACACACACAGUGGAGAAACCAUGACGACUGUGGGGUGCGUGCACUAGACAGUAUUGUAAUUAUUAUAGGAGCCUAAUGAUGAAGAGGAGGAGGUGGAGCUGUUGCUACUGCCAGAAGCUCGGCGUGGCUCGUCUAUAAGGUUCACCAGACCUAUCUUAUCAGUGUUCCCCGCGGAGUGAACCACCCGCGUAUCUUCUGCUUGAAUCUGCUCCACGCUGACACAUUCCUCUCCGAGAGGUCAAUGAAUUUGAGUCUGCCGUUUCUAUCAUGUGGUUCCGGUAGCGCCUGCAAUGAAGGAAAAAACACACAACUGGAUGUCCAUACAUAGCCUUACACUGGUUGGCUGGAUAGAAUAAUGAACUGUGUGUGACUGUGUUCAGAGAGGCAAUGACACGAGGCAAAUUUAUUACAGAUAACCAGACAGUCUUUCCUGUCAACCGCGCCUGUCUUAGCCUUAAUAUUACAGGCACUGUCACCCCAUAGGCAGCCUGUCCUUAUGGUGCAUGCUGUAGUGCGAAGGUAUGCCCAUUAGUGAUAAUCACAACACAAAUGUUAUCCCAAUAAGGGCUAUGCCUGCCUUCAAAGAAUGUGUAGGCCAAAAGUAGAUUAAAGUGUCCAUCCACCCAUAUU
This is a messenger RNA of Geodia barretti, 1613 nucleotides long. The record is from the annotation of a GenBank genome assembly. Lineage: Eukaryota; Metazoa; Porifera; Demospongiae; Tetractinellida; Geodiidae.